UGUGGGCACCUGGUCAGGUGACUCAGGAAAAUGAGUGUUAAUGUCAGAUAACAUUCUCCGGCCUCAUUGGAUAAAUACUUCAGACCACCCUCUCUGGCAAAACUGUAAGAGACAUUCUCCAGAUGUGCAUAGACAUACUCCGAGAGAGAACAUACGCAGCUCUGAACUGGGAGCUAAGACAGACACUGCAGACACAGAUCUGCUACGAAGUGAAACGAAAACUGAAGAAAAGAGAACAGAACGACGUUCACUGAGAAGAUAGAACUCAGCAUAAGAAGAAACGUGACAUGGAGUCCACAUCGGCUCUGCUGGCCCUGCUCUUUAUACAUAUGAGCCAUCCACCACCUGCCCACUCCGACCUACAGACCCAACCCAGAGACAAGUCAGAGUCCAUCCUCACAAAGACAUAUGCCCAGACCUUUCUCUUGAAGUAUGGCUGGAUGGAGCCGGUCCACUGGGAUUCUUUACCAUUCCGAGGAGUCCCUGCAGCUUCAACAGAUGUCUCCAGCCUCCCCAGUGAGGGGCAACCUUCACCUUCCAACCAACCAGACAUCCCCAAGUAUCCAGAGCCAACACUAAAUCCAAGAUUCAUCGGAGCACUGAAAAGAUUUCAGGAGGCCAACAGGCUGAAGGUGACCGGAGAGCUGGAUGAGGCCACCCGAGAAGCCAUGAACGCUCCCCGCUGUGGAGUCCCUGAUCGAAAGAUUCCAGUGGUCGAGAAAACUGAGGAUGUGAGCCCAACCAAGAGUGACCCCUCAAAGCCAGAUAUCAACCAGAAUGGUGAAUAUUCACACGUUACCAUGACCCCUGUCAUGGCCACCAGUCAGAGGAUCCAGAGGGAUCUGAUGGGAAAGAGAAGGAUAGUCCACCCAGAAACCGAGGACAACCAGAAGCUGGAGCGUCACGUCAGGAAGAAACGAGGCGAUCUCCUACGGGCAGGAACUAAGAAAGUGGCCUUCUCCAAGGCUACCAUAAAAUGGAGGCUACUGGGGGAGGGGUAUAGCGUGUGGCUGACCAUUGACCAGCAGAGGUCUAUCCUCAUGCGGGCCUUCCGAAUCUGGAGUGAAGUCGUCCCCCUCAACUUUGAAGAGGAUCUGACUUCCCCCGCACACCUCAUUGACAUCAAACUGGGCUUUGGAACCAGGAGGCACUUGGGCUGCUCUCAGCUCUUCGAUGGGAUGGGCAGGGAGUUCGCUCAUGCCUGGCGUCUUGGAGACAUCCACUUUGAUGAUGAUGAACACUUUGUGCCUCCCAAUAGUGAUCAGGGGAUCAGUCUACUGAAGGUUGCUGUGCAUGAGAUCGGACAUGUCCUCGGCCUCAGUCACAUGAACAGGAUCACCUCUGUUAUGCAGCCAAACUACAUCCCAGCCAACAGUAGGAUGGAACUCGAUGGAACUGAUAGGAGGGCGAUCCAGAGAAUAUAUGGUCAAUGUUCUGGACGGUUCAGUACGGUGUUUGACUGGGUUCACCAGGACCGCAGCUCACCGGGUAACUGGGUCUUUCAGACAUACUUCUUCCGAAAGAGCUGGUACUGGAUGUAUGAAAACCGCAGCAAACGCACCCGAUAUCGAGACCCCCGGAUAUUAUCCAAUGGUUGGAGGGGUAUUCCCGACUCCAACAUCGAUGCCUUUCUACAUAUCUGGUCACGUGACAAGGACCUCACCCUGUUCUUCAAAGGCACCCAGUACUGGCGCUAUGAUAACGAGAAUGAUAGGGCCUAUGUACAGGACCCAGAGGGCCACGUCUAUCCUCGCCUCAUCUCUGAUGGCUUCCCGGGCAUCAAUGGACCCAUUGACACAGCCCUCUAUGACCGCAAGGAGAGGAAUGUCUACUUUUUCCGGGGAAGGAACGUGACAGCUUUCAGUGUGGACAACCAUACCGUGGUCCCCGGGUACCCUAGAGCCAUCACUGACGUGUUCCCUGCACAUGUAAAUGGAGAUCAUCCUCAGAGUGACCUAGACGCCGUCUACUACUCCUUCACCCAUAAGAGCGUAUUCUUCAUCAAGGACGAGUAUGUCUGGAGGAUGGUGGGAGACAGAGAUAUGCAGUACAGCGCGUCCACUAAUGCCCUCCUUCCUCGUAGCCCUAUCAAUGACCUGUGGUCUGAUAUCUGCGAUGUUCAUCCAUCAAUGCUGAGUGCGCCCAGAAGAUGAGUCUCCUCUGGAACCACAAUGAGGAUUUACUGGACCAGAAUCGCCAAAGAUCCAACACCAAUAAGACUGAGACACUUGGUGGACAUUCUAACCAUUUGUACAAUGGAGGACAAGAGGUUUGGUGGGGCAAUAUCUGAUUACAUGCAGGAGAAGAGGCUCAUCACUCAUACGCAAGUUCAAAUUGCCCAUUGGGACCCUUACUUUAAAAGUUAAGGCCAGAAGGUUUAUUUGGGGUCAUCACUCCCACAAUAGAUGGCAAGGGGCUUAGUGGAGCCAACACUAAUAUAAUGGGGGGGGGGGGCAAAAAGAUUAGUAGGGUCAUUUGUAUGAAUUAGGGCAGACAGUUAAGUGAGGUCACCACUAAUAUAAUGGAGAGCAGAAGGUUUAGUGGGGUUACCACUAAUAUAAUGGAGAGCAGAAGGUUUAGUGGGGUCAUCACUAAUAUAAUGGAGGGCAGAAGGUUUAGUGUGAUCAUCACUCAAACAAUGGAGGCUUAUUUUGGUCAUCAUCCACACACUGGAGGGCUGAAGUAGAAGUAUCCACAAUAAGUUUUAGCUUCCAGGACCUUCUAGCACUUCAGCUUGUCCUGCUGGUCAUACAUAAGGUGGACAUUAACAGCUUGAACGUUUGUUACUCAAGACAAGAGACACCGUGAGCUCCAUGAUGUCUCAAUGUACUAUGUCCAUGACAAUGUUCCUUCCAGGAAUUACU
This is a messenger RNA of Hyla sarda, 2864 nucleotides long. RefSeq names its product matrix metalloproteinase-21-like. The record is from RefSeq and is a predicted model, not a curated record. Gene Ontology annotation, biological process: collagen catabolic process; proteolysis; extracellular matrix organization. NCBI's taxonomy places the organism in Eukaryota, Metazoa, Chordata, Amphibia, Anura, Hylidae. Gene Ontology annotation, molecular function: zinc ion binding; metalloendopeptidase activity. Bases 288 to 2153 code for a protein of 621 amino acids. The transcript is spliced from 10 exons. Gene Ontology annotation, cellular component: extracellular matrix.